GCUCCGGGCUUCUCGAGCUGUGCGCAUACUCCUGAGAUGACCAUACCCUCCUCUUCCUGAGCUUGACAGCUUGUUCAGAUUAUGGAACAUGGACUCAGUUGGUUUAUCAUCAACUCCUUCCGGAGGCAGGGUCGCCUUGGGAGGACCUGCAGAUGCUUUUGCCGGCUGACGCAAAACGUAACGGCGCGUAGACGGACCGCCAGAUUUUGGUGGUGGCAUCUCCCCAGAAAUGUGCCAAGCCCCAUUUACAAGCCCCAGUCAGAGAGGCACCAUCAUAAUGACUUCAGUGAACUACUUCAGCUGGAAGCUGUGACGAAGUACAUUGAUGGUCUGAAAGAUGAAUACAAAGAAGUCAAGAACAGAUUGAAUUGCAUCCAGCUACGUGGGGAAGAUGGAAAGUUAUUAAGUAGACGUCACGUCACCCUGGCUCCACUUGCUUCACUUUUGGAAGAGCUGCAGUCGUCAGAAAAAGAUUUGUUCGAGUUGGAAUCAAUGUACAAUAAUCUGAAGGCCCGCGAUGACCAGGAGUUGAUACCAUUGGUCCUUGAAGAACGCCAGCGGCUGAACAAAAAUAUGACGGUUUUACAGGGAAAUAUCCUACGGAUGCUGGUGCAAAAGGAGAAACAUGACGAAAGCAACGUGAUCCUUGAGGUGACAGCAGGAAGAACAACAGGAGGUGACAUUUGCCAGCAGUUUACAAGGGAGAUUUUCGAUAUGUACAAACACUAUGCAGGCUUCAAGGACUGGAACUUUGAAGUGCUGAACUACACUCCUUCAGACUAUGGAGGAUUGCAUCAUGCAUCAGCAAGUAUUUCAGGGGAGAGUGUCUAUCGCUUUUUAAAAAAUGAAGGUGGGACUCACAGAGUUCAGAGGAUUCCUGAAAUGGGCCUAUCAUCGCGAAUGCAACGGAUCCAUACUGGCACCAUGACUGUCAUCGUUCUCCCCCAGGCUGAUAAGGUCGACAUUAAAGUAGAUACCAACGAUUUGAGGAUUGAUACCUUUCGAGCUAAAGGAGCAGGGGGACAGCAUGUGAAUACAACAGACAGCGCAGUGAGAAUUGUUCAUAUUCCAACAAGUUUAACAGUAGAAUGCCAACAGCACCGAUCACAGUUGGAGAACAGGAAGCUUGCCAUGCGUAUAUUGGAAGCAAAACUAUAUCAGCAGGUUGCAGAGAGAGGGCUGGAGCAGAGGCAGAGUACUCGGAAAUUACAGGUUGGAACAAGAGCACAAUCAGAGAGAAUUCGAACGUAUAACUUCACCCAAGACAGGGUGACUGACCACCGGAUUAACUACGUUAUCAGAGACAUUAAGGAGCUUCUGAAUGGUGGGAGACAACUGAAUGAAUUGAUUAAUAAGCUUCUGGAGGCAGCAGAAAACGAAGCUGUUCUGGAACUUAUAGAAACUAGAAAUAAAUGAAUUACUGAUGCGAGGUAAAGCUAAAAUAAUUGUAGAAUGAAAUAUUUGAAAGAAACAAUGCAAACUAAUGUAUGAUUUUCUAAAAGCAACCUCUUCGUAUUAAAAUUCAACUUCUGGCUA
Messenger RNA from Hemiscyllium ocellatum (epaulette shark), 1536 nucleotides. RefSeq names its product mitochondrial translational release factor 1 (gene mtrf1). The transcript has 10 exons. Gene Ontology annotation, molecular function: translation release factor activity. Lineage: Eukaryota; Metazoa; Chordata; Chondrichthyes; Orectolobiformes; Hemiscylliidae. The record is from RefSeq and is a predicted model, not a curated record. Bases 82 to 1416 code for a protein of 444 amino acids. Gene Ontology annotation, biological process: translational termination.